AUGCCAGUUGCAGCCUCUGGUUCUACUCUCAACGACAUGCGCUUCUAUUUAAGCCUCUUCACACCGUUGUCUGGGCUGAUUGAAACCGCCUCGAGGGAUGUGUCGAGGAAAAAGCUGCAUCGACAAAGCCGAGAGACGGAGAGAAUGCUACAGACCAUAAGGAGUCGAGUAGUUGAGGGCUGGCGUUCCCUUCCACUGCCAGUGUCAGCGCCGACUCCCUCCUUUAUGCAACAAUCAACAGUAGAAAGCACCUCCUCACUUCGAGAAAUGGACAGCCCGUCCGGCUGGAGUACCCCGAUCAAGUACAGACCCAGCGCUUUUGCCAAGAGCCGAGAGCUGGGUCGUCUCGACCCAAACCUCUACUUGAGUGAAACCAACGAGGACCUCUACGAUGUGCCGAUUGAUCAUCUGGGUCGUGUUUGGUUCACCAUCUCCUAUUACGAGACCGCCGAACAACUGCGUAUUACCAUCCACAAGGCGCGUAACCUCCGCUCUCCACGUUAUCAAUCCUUUCGCUCCUCCUCUGCCAUCAUCUCCAACGAUAUGACCUCACUCAGCCUUCUCACACCGGCACCCAGUCAGGACUGUCGUAUCAGGAAGGUGCUGCACACUUUAUCUUACUCCGUCUUCACGUAG
This is a messenger RNA of Echinococcus granulosus, 636 nucleotides long. RefSeq names its product synaptotagmin XV-a. The coding region runs from base 1 to 636 and encodes 211 amino acids. The transcript has 4 exons. Lineage: Eukaryota; Metazoa; Platyhelminthes; Cestoda; Cyclophyllidea; Taeniidae. The record is from RefSeq and is a predicted model, not a curated record.